AUGGGUCCCAGUCCUCCCUGGGUCCCAGUCCCCAGGUCCAGUCCUCAUAGGUCCCCCGGUCCAGUCCUCAUGGGUCCCAGUCACCCCAUGGGUCCCAGUCCCCAUGGGUCCCAGUCCCUCAUGGGUCCCCAGUCCCUCAUCAGGUCCCAGUCAUCCCAGUCCCAGUCCUCGGUCCCAGUCCCCACUCCCAGUCCUCAUGGGUCCCAGUCCACAGUCCCCUGGUCCCUCAUAGGUCCCAGUCCAGUCCCCAUGGGGUCCCAGUCCCUCAGUGGGGUCCCAGUCCCCAGGUCCCAGUCCCCAUGGGUCCCGGCAGUCCCAGUCCCCUUGGUCCCAGUCCCCUCCAGGUCCCGGUCCCAGUCCUCAUGGGUCCCAGUCCCCUCGGUCCCCAGUCCUCUUGGGGUCCCAGUCCCCCUGGGUCCCCAGUCCCUCUGGGUCCAGUCCCCAUGGGUCCCAGUCCCUCCCCCAGUCCUUGGGUCCCAGUCCCCAUGGGUCCCCAGUCCCUUGGGUCCCAGUCCUCAUGGUCCCAGUCCUCAUGGGUCCCCAGUCCUCAUGGAGUCCCUGGGUCCUCAUGGGGUGUCCCAGUCCUCUCCCAGUGGGUCCCAGUCUCCCAUGGGUCCCAGUCCCCAAGUCCCACAGUCCCCAGUCCCAGUCUCUCAUGUCCCGGUCCUCAGUCUUCCCCAGUCCCAGUCCUCGGUCCCAGGUCCCCGGUCCUCACGGUCCCAGUCCUCAUGGGUCCCAGUCCCAGUCCCAUGGUCCCCAGUCCUCAUUAGUCCCCAGUCCUCAGGGUCCCCGUCCAUCCUCAUGGGUCCCAGUCCUCGGUCCCAGUCCUCAUGGGUCCCAGUCCUCAUGGGUCCCAGUCCUCACGGUCCCAGUCCUCAUGGGUCCCAGUCCUCAUGGGUCCCAGUCCUCAUGGGUCCCAGUCCUCAUGGGUCCCAGUCCUCUUGGGUCCCAGUCCUCAUGUUAUUAAUAGGUGUAAUUUAUUUGUUCUUUUACUAA
Homarus americanus (American lobster) is the source of this 996-nucleotide messenger RNA. RefSeq names its product vegetative cell wall protein gp1-like. Lineage: Eukaryota; Metazoa; Arthropoda; Malacostraca; Decapoda; Nephropidae. The record is from RefSeq and is a predicted model, not a curated record. The coding region runs from base 1 to 996 and encodes 331 amino acids. The transcript has a single exon.